GGGCAGUAUUGGCAUUGUGAAGCGGAUGAUUGGCUUUACCUGACUCUGUUUUGUCCUCCAACAUUUCAUAUUCCGCUUUACAAUCUCAACGGAUAGCUUUGCUCCUCUAUUAUAUCGAAAGAAAGAAACAAAAAGCACACGAUGGCCGAAAAGUCUUUGACUGGAGCAUGCCUGUGUGGAAAGAUCACCUACCGCGUGGAUCUCCCCGCUGACGCGCCAUCCUCCAAGGUUGCUCUCUGCCACUGCGAGGACUGCAAACGAAACACGGGAGCCCCCUUCUCGUCAAACCUGAUCGUCCCCAAACCCACCUUUACCUACACGGCGGGAACCCCCAAGGUGUACGCCCAUCCGUCGGGCGAUCUGGGGAACGAGCUCCAGAGACACUUCUGUGGGGAUUGUGGGUCCCCACUUAUCACGCAGCCCGGUGGGAGAGGAACCGUUACCGUCAAAACUGGCACUUUGGAUGCCGCGUCUCGUGGCGACCUGGGCUUAGCUUUAGAAAUCUUCUGUAAACGGAGGGAGCCAUGGGUGGAUCAGAUCGGGAGCGUGCCGAAGACUGAGGCCAUGCCGUAGCUGAUCUGGUCUUGUCAUAUAUAUAGAAUGAUCGCAAUACCAUGGUUCAUGAUCCACUUUGAUGGUAUUUCUACUCGCAGAGUCCUCUCAUCAAUCCAUAUCAAUGUGAGAAACAACCUCGGGUUCUGCUCGGUAACUCUAAUUCA
This is a messenger RNA of Aspergillus pseudotamarii, 719 nucleotides long. RefSeq names its product GFA family protein. NCBI's taxonomy places the organism in Eukaryota, Fungi, Ascomycota, Eurotiomycetes, Eurotiales, Aspergillaceae. The record is from RefSeq and is a predicted model, not a curated record. Bases 142 to 573 code for a protein of 143 amino acids. The transcript has 3 exons. Gene Ontology annotation, molecular function: carbon-sulfur lyase activity.